Molecule: messenger RNA, 1294 nt
Organism: Hevea brasiliensis (rubber tree)
Lineage: Eukaryota; Viridiplantae; Streptophyta; Magnoliopsida; Malpighiales; Euphorbiaceae
Product: F-box protein At3g07870-like
Exons: 1
Coding region: 56-1294 (412 amino acids)
Molecular function (GO): protein binding
Source: RefSeq, a predicted model, not a curated record
GAUCACAAAGUUUACUAAUUUCCUUUCUGCUUUCUAGCUCCUUGCAGGUUCAUCUAUGGCAUCAAACAAUGGGGUAGAAGAACACAAAGGAAUUACAUCCAUCAAAUCACCAUCAAAACAUCAACCCGCCACUUGGUUAGAGAGACUCCCUUGGGAAAUCUACUUGGAUAUACUUUCCAGACAACCCAUCAUGUCUCUUCUGGACUGCAAACUCGUGUCUCGACUCUGGUAUACUUCAGUAAAGCAUCCAUCGCUGGCUAACAUGCACCUGAACCAUGCAACUGAGGAUGAUCUAUACCUCAUAUUAUUUUCCGACUGGCCGAAAAGCACACUUCAACUUGUGCAAGUAAGGCAUCCAGAAGGAACAAGAACAGUAAAGACGCUCAAUACCACAUUGGACUCUGUGUUCCCCGAGUUCGAAGUGGUAGGUUCUUGCAAUGGAUUGGUAUGUCUCUACAACUACCACUUUGAUGACCCACUUUACAUAUUGAAUCCCUUUGCCAUUGAGUACAGGGAGUUGCCCAGAUUUGAGGCAUCUCCACCUUCAAACAUUUGCAGAGUGGUUUUUGGAUUCGGAUUCCAUCCGAAUACAAAAGACUACAAGGUGAUAAAAAUAGUUUAUUACAAGCAAAGGAACAAUGAUCUUUUCGGUGGCAACCCAGAGGCCUUUGUGCUUACUUUGGCUAAUGUUACUCCUGCAUGGAGAAAUAUUGGCAAAAUAGGUUAUGACCUUAUUGGUCCAACCUCAGAGGCCUUAGUGAAUGGAAAACUUCACUGGCUAACCUUUAUCCGUGUCCAAGAAGAGGUGAGUUAUAGAGAGAUCAUAUCAUUUGACUUAGAAACUGAGCAAUUCCAGGUCGUUCCAAGACCAAGUUGUGGGGGUCUAAAUCAAAGCAAUUAUCAUCUGGUGACAUUAAGAAGUUGCCUUUCAGCAGUAGUUACUGGUGGGGGGUCAAAUGAGAUAUGGGUGAUGAAGGUUUAUAAUGUGCAGACAUCUUGGAGUAAGGAAUUGGUUAUUGGGAAUUAUGUGCCUCAUGGAAUGCCUAUGGCUGCUCCUCCUUCUAGAAGAAAAAAGAAUGGAUAUCAAGGUGGAGCAUUUAGAGUUUUAUGUGGUUUGAAAAAUGGGGAGAUGUUGAUUUUGCAUAGUAAGAGAUCCAUUGUCUCUUAUGACCCAAAUAAUGGAGAAUUCAAGGAGCUUAAUUUCCAGGGACUUCCUCUUGAAUUCGAAGCAACUGUUCAUAUGGGUAGCCUCAUUUCAGUUCAUACACUGUUUAGCAUGAAAAUUAAAGAGUAA